Molecule: messenger RNA, 147 nt
Organism: Dentiscutata erythropus
Lineage: Eukaryota; Fungi; Glomeromycota; Glomeromycetes; Diversisporales; Gigasporaceae
Source: the annotation of a GenBank genome assembly
AUGGAUGAAACAGUAUUAGCAUAUGAUGCGAAAUAUUUUUUGGCAAUUCAUUUUUUGAAUGGGCAUGGAAUUGAUAAAAAUUUAAAUGAAGCUUAUAAACUUUUUGGAGAACUUAACUUGAUUCAAGAUAUAAAAACUCUAUUUUAG